AUGCGUUUCUUCAUCGCCGCGUCCGCUGCUCUCGCCACCACCGCUGUUCAAGGCGCUGCAAUCACUUCCCGCGACAAUACUUGCCCUAAGGCGGCCCGAAACUUGCUUGGAUGGCCCCAGUACGUUCCGUACAAACUCUGCUGUGCCUACAAUGUUCUAUGGGGCCAAUGCUGCCAACUCGACGGAAGCGUACAGUAUACCCUUGGAGACAAGCCGGUCAGGAAAUGUACCCCCGAUUUCGUCACCGACGGCAGUUCCUAG
Molecule: messenger RNA, 261 nt
Organism: Pyrenophora tritici-repentis Pt-1C-BFP
Lineage: Eukaryota; Fungi; Ascomycota; Dothideomycetes; Pleosporales; Pleosporaceae
Source: RefSeq, a predicted model, not a curated record